Messenger RNA from Paraglomus occultum, 1539 nucleotides. Lineage: Eukaryota; Fungi; Glomeromycota; Glomeromycetes; Paraglomerales; Paraglomeraceae. The record is from the annotation of a GenBank genome assembly.
AUGCAACAAAGGACAACGCCACAACAUGAACAUGGUAAUACACAGCAAACAUUUGAACUACCUCCUGCUGCUAAGCUUAGCAUGGCUGAUCAAAAGCUUUUGAAGGAUUUUCAUAAAAGGAUGGAUAAGCUUCAACAUGUUGUUUGUCCUGUUUGUAAUGAAAGUUGUCCAUCAAUAGUGCUUGUAAAAGGAAAAUGUCAACGGUGCUAUAGUGAAAAGAUCAUGCCUAAUAAAUUUUCCGCAGAUAACAAUAUGGACCCAGGAGACAUUCCAGAAGAACUUCAAGACCUCACAGAGAUUGAAGAAAUGCUUAUUGCAAGAGCCUUCACUGUAAUGUCCAUAUACAGAUUACGUGGCGGUCAGUAUGGAUAUAGAGGAAAUGUUGUAAAUUUUCCUCAGGAUAUAUGUGAGUUUGCAACACGGCUUCCACGGCAUCCCAUUGUCAUUGGAAGUUCUAAUCAUACAACGCCAUUCUGCUAUGAUUUAACAGCAUUCCGAGAUUUCACUGUCCGUCGGGCAAAAGUUGCCUGUGCAUUACGUGAAGAACUUGCUAUUAAAAGCACACUUAAUCGAAUACAAUUUGAAAAUCCACCCAUGACAUGGCCACAGAUUGACAAUAGUCCUAUAAAUGAGUUCCAAACCCCAGGUUAUAUUGCAAUGGCAUUCCCAACAUUAUAUCCAACUGGAAAAGCAGAUCUUCAUGCAGAACAUAUUAGAGAUAUAAAGCCAGCAGAAUACUUCAAGCACCUGCUUAGAUAUAAGGAUGGAAGAUUUGGACAACACACCUGUUGGCGUUACUUUGCAUUGAAUUCUCAGAUGCGAUGGCAGGCAUUGCAAGAAGGGAAAAUAUAUGUUAAGCAAAACUUAAAUGAUGAUGAACUUACUGUUAAUGACAUCCAAGAGAGAAUUGCAACAGGUGAUAAACACAUGGCUGAUUGGAUAAUGCAGUAUGGUCAUGGCAAUUCUGGAUGGCACGGAGAUUUAAUGCCAGAAAGAAAUACAAAAAAAAAUGAAUACACAAAAUGUUAUCAUACAAACCUUGUUGAUAAUCCACAUGUUGCUGCUUGGUUUUUUAAUGAAAGGUUUGAAAAAUUUUUCAAUCAUGUGCUAAAGAAACAUUGGAAUCUGGAAGAUUGGUGGUACAGAUUUGAAUGGCAACAUCGUGGCAGUGUCCAUGUACAUGGUAUUGGAAAGAUAAAACAUGGACCAACAAUUGAAUGGGAAAAAAUAAAAGAUGAUGAGAAUGCAAUGAAUGAGAUAGUCAAAUAUGCUAAUAGUCUAGUUACCACAAUUAAUCCAGGGAUUAAUGCACCUAUUCCAAACCGCCAUCCAUGCCAGAAGAAUCAUAGUGAGCUGCAAGAUGAUUUGCAAGAUUAUAUUGAUCUAAUUAAUAAGCUGCAGCGACAUACCAGAUGUAGUCCUUCUUACUGUAUUCACCUUAAUCAAAAGGAGAACAGAUAUGUAGGUUCAAAUAUCCUAAAGAAAAGUCAGAUUACACAUUUGUGCAUGAUGAUAGCCAUGGCAGACCAGAACUUGUAA